This is a messenger RNA of Tigriopus californicus, 2278 nucleotides long. RefSeq names its product activating transcription factor 3-like. Gene Ontology annotation, molecular function: DNA-binding transcription factor activity, RNA polymerase II-specific; RNA polymerase II cis-regulatory region sequence-specific DNA binding. Gene Ontology annotation, cellular component: nucleus. Gene Ontology annotation, biological process: regulation of transcription by RNA polymerase II. Lineage: Eukaryota; Metazoa; Arthropoda; Copepoda; Harpacticoida; Harpacticidae. The record is from RefSeq and is a predicted model, not a curated record.
CAAUUCACAUUUGGGGAGAGAGCCCACCUUAGGCCUGACCCAAUGGGUGGCCUUCUCGACACGUCACCACCUGUGCUUGGCCAAUCAGAGGCGCUCAAAUUGACGUCAGGGCUAAAUUUAGUCCUCAUCCUGAAGGUCGCAGCCCGAAGUUUACCGACAACAGCAUUUUGGGGAGUGUGGAACGAGUGCAAAACUCAGUUGCCAAUGGAGCUGGGUCUGAGACGCACGUCGAGCAAAGGUGGUUCUCGCUGUAGCAUUCUCUGCUAACGGCGAAUCGCGCUGCCUUCGCCCGUUUGAACUCCGCCCGUCAAAUUCGGAUCGGGGAGGGGUGAACAACUUUGGCCUGGUCACCGACUCAAGUGAGUGGGUGUGUUUUAUGGGGGUGUCUGUGAUUUGCUCCCGAGCUUGUGGCCUGGCUAAACCCCAAACAGACGGGGGAUGAUGGGAGUGAUGGUGAUCGUUCACCUCAUUGCGGCGGUGUCCUUAUAGAAGCUCGAAGGGCAACAACACAGAGUAACCAUCAAGUUGGAGACUAAGAUCCCUGGGUUUUCAAACUCCGUCCCACGCACUAAUUUUCAAGACAGAACCAAGUACAAAAAAGACUGAAUAUUUGUGGGGGUUGGAACCUGAUGGGAGCAUACUGUAAUUAUUGCUCAGGAAAAAAGCCAAAACAAAGCCGUUGAUCUUAUCUGUGAUUCUCUUCUCUCUGCAAUACAUAUAAAGACCCUCCCGAAUUUCAUCCUGGGUCUCAUUGGACCACCAUGAAUUCACAGAACCAUGACGAGUUCUACGACCGAGCGGCAGCUGCGGGUAGGCCGCAGCCCUCACUCAACGUCCAUUUGAGCGUGCCACCUGGGGAUAGCAAUGCGAUGGCGGGGGAUGGAUCACACACGCCAAACACGCCAGAGAUCUUGAACUCCAUCUUGAGCUUGCAACAGGAUCUGAUCGCAGGAUACCAAGGGCCCUUGCCAAGCAUCGGGCAUGAGCCCUCGGGACCCUCUCACUUGCGUGAGAUGGAUACCAUUCCGAUGGUGCCUCCGCUUCAUGAUGGGACCUCCCUGUCCUCCAUGGUGAGCCAUCCAAGUCACUCGCAGGGGUUGAUGACCUCGGAUGGAGGUGUUACCAUGUCCGUCACUUCCGGAGCUCCGCCCAGUGUUCAACAUUUCCGGUCCCAAUUUAUCAAAGAAGGCUUGAAGAUUAAGGUGCAGCAGAAUUUGGGAGCGGGUCGAGGUCGACAUACCAGUGAGGAGAGUAUCGCAUCCACUAGCGUAUCAUCCCCCGCCAACCCGGCCACGCCCAAUUCAGAGGGCGUGGCUAUCAAGUCCGAAGAACUGACUGAAGAGGACGAAAUCCGGCGACAACGGCGAAGGGAAAGGAAUAAAGUGGCGGCCACCGAGAGUGAGGUUUUAGUGGAGCAAAAUCGACAUCUCAAAACGGAGAUCACCAAGCUUGAAGUGGAAAAGAAGCGCUUGAUGGACGUGUUGUCGCUGCAUCAACCGAGUUGUGCCAAGCGUCUUCGCUCUUCAGAGGCAGAUCCGGACCCGCACCUCUUGGGCGAUCUGGAGCAGGGCUCUCAUCACGCUCAACACCCACCCCUCUCCGUCCUUCCGGGCCAUUCCUCGGGGUAUCAGGGCUUUCAUGACGAUCAAAACGCGGCCAAUUCCGCGGCCUCCUUUGCUCAGAGUCAAAAUCCCGACGACGGGACCUCUCGAUAUUAUUCGGACGAUCGGGACAUGGGAUCGUUCCACUUUUCCACGGACAUCAAGACCGAGGACUCGGGGAGCCAGUUGGACAUGGCUUUCCUACAAGCCACGUGCGGGACCAACUAUUCUGCGACGAACCCGACCUCAACAUCCCCGUCGAGCGGGCCUUUUUUAGUUAAGCGCCAUGUUCCAAACCUCUACUUGGACAUGGAUAGCCGGUGCAUAGCUCUGUAAGAUGUGCCCCAACCAGGGAUGGGCAAAGUCAGAUAAUUUUUUACAUCUUGAAGAGGAGCUCAUGCAUCGGCCGAAACGCAUCCAUCCGAUUUGGUACAAAAGCUUAGGUGCCAUUACAAUUUUUAUCUUCUCCCUGGACUAAAUAUGUAUGGUUUAAAUGAUAGAAAUCGGUACCUGACGGGGUGGCAAAAAGCACAAAACUAAUAAUUCCCUUGAUUUUACCAUAACCCGUGAUCCAAGGAUCAACAUGACCCUUAUUUAUGUAUAUGCAACGCUACUCAAAUGAUCUUCAGGUGCUAAGACAUCAAUCGAAAUAUUAACAAAUAUUCUUUCUAUUUGCA